Messenger RNA from Caretta caretta (loggerhead turtle), 4089 nucleotides. RefSeq names its product C2 calcium dependent domain containing 4C (gene C2CD4C). The record is from RefSeq and is a predicted model, not a curated record. Lineage: Eukaryota; Metazoa; Chordata; Testudines; Cheloniidae.
GUGCCAGCCGAACGCCAGCUGCGCGCUGGAGCGCGGGGCGAGGCGCAGGAGCAGCCGGAAAAGCCGGGGGCAGCUGUGUUAGGAGGAAUACGGCUCGGUUGCUGAGGUCUGUGUUGGGGAGGUUUCUGGCGCCCGUAAUGAAUGAAUUGUGGCAGGAGAGCGGGUAUAAAAGGAAGCGGCGGGGCUCGGGCACCUCAUUCCUAGCCCCGAGCCAGCCGCGGACCGGCUGCCUCCCCCCCUCUGGCUCGGCUUGCGGAUCCCCCGCCGGCAGCCCAGGAGAAGCAGCAUGUGGCUCUUGGAGAGGAUCCGUGGCUCGGUGGAGAACGGUGCUGCCCGGGCCAGCGACUCGGGGGAUAAGCAGUCCAAGGGCCCCCUGUACAGCAAUGUGCUGACCCCCGAUAAGAUCCCGGAUUUCUUCAUCCCGCCCAAGCUCACAACGGUGCCGCCUGAAGCCGAGGGGGCAGAGGGGAAAGCCAAGCCCAACCUUGGCACCUCUGCCUCGGAGCAGAACCUGUCAGCCCGCAAGCCCCAGCGCAGCCCCCGCCUGCCGGUCAAGGCUGCCUCAGAGAGCAAGAACUUGCUGAAGGCCGCCAGCCGGCACAUCAUCCAGAUCGAGAGCGCCGACGAGUGGGCCUCGGAGGAGGACUUCAGCACCAAUGCCGAUCCCCAGGCCCAGACGGCCAUGUCCCUCCCCUACGUGCCCAAGGCCCAGACCUCCUACGGCUUCGCCACCCUCAUGGAGAGCCCCCACACCCGGCGCAAGGAGUCCCUCUUCCACAGCGAGCACGGCAGCCUGUGCCAGUCGCAGGCGUCCUCGCCCAGCUCCCCACGCAAGGGGGCAGCCGGGGGCAAGGUGAACGGGGAGAGCGCCCGCCUGACCCCCUCCGACAUCGGCAUGUCCCUGAGGAACCCCUACCGCUACUUCAGCGGCGGGGAAAGCGACACCUGCUCCUCGGCUGAGUCUUCGCCCUUCAGCUCACCGCUGCUGUCCCGCUCCGUCUCCCUGCUCAAAAUCUUCAGCCAGGACAGCCAGGCCAAGGUCAUCAAGCUCAAGCACCCGGUGGCCCGGAACAGCUCCCUCUCCACCGACGACAGCUCGGCUGACACCAGCCCCAGCUUGCAGCGGCGCGCUCGGUGCCCCACGCCCCCGGCGGGGGGCGCCCCGCCCCCGUCCCUCCUGCCUUUGGACUCGCCGGACCGCCUGCCCAGGGAGCACACCAUCCGGCUGAGCAAAGGGGGCAGCGUGCGGCUCACGGCCGAGUACGACGCCGCCAACGCCCGGCUGCGGGUGCGGGUCAUCGCGGCCGAGGAUCUGUUCGACAAGCUGUGCGACGCCCGGGCCAUCAACUGCUGCGUCUCCCUCUGCCUCAACCCGGGCAAGGUGCAGAAGCAACGCAGCACCAUCAUCAAGAACAGCCGCAGCCCCGUCUUCAACGAGGACUUCUUCUUCGACUGCCUGGGAGCCGGCAGCGUCAAGAAGAUGGCCCUCAAGGUCAAGGUGGUCAACAAGGGCAGCAGCCUCAAGCGGGACACGCUGCUGGGCGAGAGGGAGCUCCCGCUCACCUCUCUGCUGCCCUUCUUGUAAGCCCGUCUGCCGCUCCCCUGCCCUGCUGGGAGGGGGUGGGCAGGGAGGGGUGGGGGGGAUCAGAGGCCACCAUGAGGGGCGUGGGAUGCUCCCCUGGGGUAACGGCAUGUCCAUCCCAGGCUUUUUGUGUGUGUGUGUGUGUGUGUGUGGCAGAGGGACAAGACUCAUCCGACUCCCCCAGGAUGGGUCUCAUUUGCUGAUCGUUCCCUGCGUGGACGUGCCUGGAGGUGGUGACUGCCGUGCGUCCCCUCAGGAGGCUGUGAGUGACUGGCAAGUUGUACGUUCUUCAGAGAAGUGGCGGGGAUGAGGCAUGCCGGUGGCAUCUCCGGGGCCCUGCUGAAGGCAUUGCUGGGAGGUGGGUUAUCCCUGUGCACCCAUCCCUUCUUCCCCCUCCCCUCCCCCCUGCUUGCCUGGGAGCACUUGCCAGUCGGUUUCUCAUCUCCACGCUGGGUCCCAAGACCCAGCUGCCUUUGAGUGAGCUGUGGGGGGCCCCUCGCAGGCCGUUCCUGUCAGGCUCAGGCUUGAUGUGAGGUGUGCGGGUUGGUCCAGCUGAUGCAGUGCAGCACAAAGACCCCCUCUGCCCUACCGAAUGGGGGCAGGGGUGGAAGUGGUGGGCACAGCUGAUGGCAUGUAGAGCUGGGAGAACGAUACGGCAAGGCUGAAUCCCUGCUGUGUCAGGACCGGUUCUGAGGCAUGAGCAGGGCGCAGCCUCCUCAGUAAUGAGGAGAAGGGACGCUUUAGGGAACAACCCUGCGCUAUCUGGUGGGGCGGGAAAAGAUGACCCCACUGGCCUCUUUGAUCUCUAAUUUCUCUCCUCCUUGGCUGGCUGACAGGCAGAGAGAGGGCAGGGAUUGUUGGAUAGGGCUCUGCCAAGUUUCGCAACAUUGAUCUCUCUUAAAGCUCCAGCUCCUGGAGUCUGGGGAUUGCAUCAGAAUUUCAGCUUGCUGGCUUGCUUUUAAAGACGUUUCUAGCCCUCGUGGUUGGAGUAAAGCUUGACGACGUGACCCAGCUGUGACUCUAGUGGCUCAGAAGACCAAUAAAAUGAGCCUCAAAUUUAUCACUUAAAAAAUUCUUUUUUGUUUGCCAGAGGCUGGGAAUAGGUGACAGAAUGGAUCACUUGAUGAUGACCUGUUCUGUUCAUUCCCUCUGAAGCACCUGGCAUUGGCCACUGUCAGAAGACAGGACACUGGGCUAGAUGGACCUUUGGCCUGACUCAGCGUGCCAGGCAUGAAAAUAUCACUCGGUCCCUCUGAGGUUACCGGGGCAGCUUUUAAUGCCCAAUCAAUGUGAAAAGCUCCCUCUGCGACCGCUCCGAAGUCCAUGGGGAUCUUCCCAAUGGCCUUCGGAUUAGGCUCUUGCACUAGAGAGGCUGCUUUACCUCCCCCAGCCCCAGAGUGCAGUUUAGAUAGAUCUGCCCCUGGGGGCUCUCCUUCCUCUGGGGAAGGGGCUUCUAUAGCUCUGGAAGGGGCUAGCUUGGAGCAGUGGUUGCUUCCACCACAGAUGGGAGACGCUUCCCUCUGAUCCAGAAGAUUUUUGCCUCUGGCUGCUGACUUGAGGCUUCCCAGAAGUAGCUAUGGCAUCCAGAAGAUGCACUGUCCAAACCCCCCCCCCCCCCACCCACACUUCCUUCAUCUCUGCGCCCUGCAGAAGUGGGAGGGGGGGACAGUCUGAUCUACUUUGUUUAAAAGCUGCAACAGUAUUUAACCCCUGCCAGGCUGCCUCCACAUCGCUUAGCGGGAAUGCACCCACAGGAGAACAGUCCUUUUCUCAGCAUCAAGCCGGCUUCUCCCUUGUGGCAAGGACACUGUGGUGUGUUAAUAACCAUUUGGGAUUAUCCAGAGCAGCAGCAAGCCACUGCAGGGAGCAGCAGGGCCAGUAACCACCACAGUGGCUCGCACAGGGAGGUGGGAACCUGGUUCUGAGCAUUGCACAAACUGGUCUGACCACUGUCGGGAGGAGGUGGGAAAUGAAGUGUGCAAAAUCAAAGGCAACGACUGGGUCCUGGCCUGACCUUGUCUCUGAGCGCCCUAUGCAGCAGGGCCGGAGGUGCAGAAGGGGAGAACAACACACCAUGUUUGUGUGGCUCAUCCUUUCCCUCUUGGCUUAUAACCUGUGUCGGGAGGGCAGCAACCUUCGCGCAGGAGCUGUGCUUGUUAAGAUGCUGCAUGAACGGCCUCUGGGUUCGUUAGUGGCCUCAGCACAGGCGGAUUCCUAGUGCGUAGGAGAUGGCUUUGCUGGAGCAGAGACAACCAGGGUUACACCAUUAAGAUCCACAGAAGAGAAGCAUGGGGGAGAAACCCACUGGUGGGGACGGCUCACUUGGCCAUAGAUAAACCGGGACCAAGCCCUCUCCGCUUAUUAUGUGAUACGCACCGAGAAUCUGGCUUGACAAACAGCCAGAGCGGUGGGAAUUCCCCCACCCCAACCCCAUUAUGAUUCUGUUUCUCUGUCGCUGCAGACUGAUUAGAAUAAUCAAGUCAGUGGUUGGGGGCGGGGGGGUGCAU